Messenger RNA from Hemicordylus capensis (graceful crag lizard), 2557 nucleotides. It is a transcript of the gene ZDHHC13, whose product is annotated as zinc finger DHHC-type palmitoyltransferase 13. Lineage: Eukaryota; Metazoa; Chordata; Lepidosauria; Squamata; Cordylidae. The transcript is spliced from 17 exons. Gene Ontology annotation, biological process: protein palmitoylation. Gene Ontology annotation, cellular component: Golgi membrane. The record is from RefSeq and is a predicted model, not a curated record. Gene Ontology annotation, molecular function: palmitoyltransferase activity; protein binding. The coding region runs from base 192 to 2063 and encodes 623 amino acids.
AGGGGCCGGGGCAGCCAGGCAGGCACCCUCGGCUCUCUCUCCUCCCUCUCCUGCUGCUGCUGAGCGGGCUUGAGGCAAGGAGCGGCGUGUGUGUGUAUCUCGCUCGGUAACCAGGAAGCGGGAGUCGGGACCAGGAAACUGGAACCUGUCAGGCCAGCAGCGGCGCGGGGCGUCUGUCUCGACUGAUCAGCAUGGAGGGCAAGUGCAGUGGCGGCCAUACGCAGUGUCAGGAUCACAGUCAUGGCCCCCUUCGCCAUCAUGGUCACAGCUGGCCCAACAUGUAUGAAGAUAAAGAUCUGCCAAAAGAGCAAAAUGUGCUUCCUUUUGUAGAGGACUACAGUAACUUUGAUAUUGUUAAAGCAACUCAAUAUGGCCUGUUGGAGCGGUGCCAGGAGUUAGUAGAAGCAGGAUAUGAUGUAAGGCAGCCAGACAAAGAAAACGUUACUCUUCUUCAUUGGGCAGCUAUUAAUAAUCGUCUGGAUCUUGUCAAGUUCUUUAUUUCCAAAGGUGCUGUAGUAGAUCAACUAGGAGGUGAUUUAAAUUCAACUCCACUUCAUUGGGCAGUGAGGCAAGGACAUCUGUCUAUGGUCAUACUGUUGUUAAAAUUUGGAGCAGACCCAACUCUUAUUGAUGGUGAAGGAUACAGCAGCCUGCAUUUAGCUGUGCUGUUUCAACACAUGCCUGUUAUAGCUUAUCUCGUAUCAAAGGAUCAGAGCAUAGAUACAGUUGAUCGCAAUGGACGAACGCCUCUUAUGUUGUCAGCCCACAAAAUACUUGGGGUGGAGCCCACUCGUUUUCUGUUAAAGCUGAAUCCUUCUCUUAAUGCUGUAGACAAUGGAGAGAGGAACACUGCUUUGCAUUGGGCUGUUGUAGCUGGAAAUGUUAGUGCUGUAGAUCUGUUGCUGGAAGCUGGGUCUAGUUUGGACAUCAAAAAUGCCAAGGGCGACACACCACUUGACCUUGCUCAUCAAAUUCAAAAUCGCUUAAUUAUUCACUUGCUUGUUGAAGAAGAAACUAUGAGAGCCAGAAAAACUUCCAGGUUUCUGAGGAUACUGGGAAACAAUGAGUUCUUGCUUUUGCUGGUAUCAUCAUUGACACUGAUAUGGGCAAUAGGAUAUGUAAUAGAUUUAAAUUCUGAUUCUUGGCUUUUGAAAGGAAGCUUGCUAGCCUUCAUAUUUAUUAUCAUAUCCCUGUUUGCAAGACAGUUCAUAGGGCUCAACAAACUAAAAUACUUUCCAGUAGCAUUUGUGCUUGGCUCCAUCUUCUGGAUAUCUGUGACCUGUUUCAUCUGGUUCCUGCCCGAUAUCCUUUACACUGUUUCUCAGCUUCCUUUCUUUGGUGGCAUGGUGGGUCUUCUGUAUUAUUUCUACAAAACUGUCAGAACUGAUCCUGGGUACAUAAAGACCACAGAAGAAGAGAGAAAAAUGAAUAUUAUUACCCUUGCAGAAUCUGCCUCCUUGGAUUUCAGAACCUUUUGUACCUCGUGUCUUGUGAAAAAACCUUUGAGAUCCAUGCACUGCCACACCUGCAAUUCAUGUAUAGCUAGAUAUGACCAACAUUGUAUUUGGAUUGGACGGUGUGUAGGUGUUGGAAACCAUAGUUAUUUUGUCCUGUUUCUCUUUUUCCUGACAAUGGUGAAUGUUUGGGCUACAUAUGGAACAAUUCUAUAUUGGUCAGAACACUGUUCAGCAUCAUAUCAACAAGAUGGAGCAUGGACUUUCUUCACAGAGAUAGUGUCUUGUUCUCCAUGGGUGGUGUACAUUUUCACACUCAUAUCUUUUCAUACUUCAUGGGCUACAUUGUUGCUAAUCCUUCAGCUUUAUCAGAUUGCAUUUCUUGGAUUGACCUCACAGGAAAGGAUUACCCUCUGGAAACAAAGCAAGCGUUCAAAACAUCCUGUUUCACUGAGGAAAACUCCAUAUAACCAUGGAUGCCUGCAGAACCUAGCAGACUUCUUUCAGUGUAGCUGCUUUGGCCUGUUCAAGCCUAGUCUUGUUGACUGGACUAAGCAGUACACACUAACAUUUCAUUCACCGACAGAAAGAAACAUCCAUCCUGUGUGAAGAAAACCUGAACCAAAUCCUUGGGAUUCAGCUGGAAGUUUAAAUAUAGAUAUUUGGUAUAUUGUACAGUUUAGAGAUUACUCUGAAAUUUCCUCUGUUGUAUUUGUAUAUAACUAUACUUGGAAUAAAGUAAUGUUUACAUGAAUAAACUAUAGCAAACUGUGUAAUGCAAUGACAGCUAUGGGUCAUACAUGCAAUUUUAAAAUACUUUACUUAGAAAGGAAAUACAACUGUGAAUGUCACUUCAGAUUGUUGAUAGGAUGUUUUUUAUAAAGCAACCUGGAAAUCCUAUGCAGCAUUGUUCAUAUGUGUAUCUAUUGAAAUUGCACUUGGUGAUUAAGGGAAAUAAAAUGUUUGGAAACUUCACAAUAUUUUGUAUAUGAAAUUUGACUUGUAACUUCUAAUAACUUAUCUCUAACAUGUAAAUCUGUAUAUAAGGACUUCUUAGACUUAAUGUAUUCAUGCUCACCUUUAUUAAAUUAGAACUUUUUAUU